Messenger RNA from Theobroma cacao (cacao), 4214 nucleotides. RefSeq names its product stomatal cytokinesis defective / SCD1 protein (SCD1) (gene SCD1). Gene Ontology annotation, biological process: regulation of Rab protein signal transduction. Gene Ontology annotation, molecular function: protein binding. The record is from RefSeq and is a predicted model, not a curated record. Gene Ontology annotation, cellular component: cytoplasmic vesicle. Lineage: Eukaryota; Viridiplantae; Streptophyta; Magnoliopsida; Malvales; Malvaceae.
CCCAAAAAAAAAAAAAAUGCAACGAGAAAAAAGAGAGCAAAACGCAGGUGAGAAAGCUGCUCAGGUGAAGUCGAGCUAUCACAAUACGUAGUCAAAAAUCAAUCAAACAAAUUAACAGUCUAAGAAAGAAGCUUCCUUCUGCUCUUCCUCGAUUAAAUUCCUUCGUCUUUUCAAAAUCUCUCCAAUUCUUCUACAGAAAACCCCAGAAUUAAAGUAAAAAUGCAAAUCAGAUCUCGAAAACCAUAGCAACCAAUCAACUCAUCGGAGAAGGAUUACAACCAGUAUCAGAUCCAAGCCAUAUAAUAAAAAAUGGCGAGAAUAUUUGAGUACUUCGUGGUGUGCGGGCUUGGCCCCGAGAUUCGUACACUAGACGGGACGAAAGGGUACCACGGAACCGAGUACAUGUAUUUGCCAUCUCUGCUUGACCAGUAUCCGCCUCCCAAUCAUUCCCUCUAUCCACCUCCUCCUCCUCAGCUCCCCACCUGCGUCUUGCCUGCUGGCGUGGAGUUUUAUUCAUCAGGGUUUGAUUCUAACGAUCCCUCGACUUACCCGCGGAGCUAUCCCAUUGUUUUGACCGAGGGAGAUGGGUCAAAAAUUUAUGUCAGUUGCAUCGCAUUUAGGGAUCCAGUUAGUGAGGAUAUUGCGGAAGCUUAUCGUAUACCCACAAACUCAUUUGCUGACAAAUGUAUCUGUCUUGUUUCACGCUCACCUUGUUUUCGUGUUCUUCGGGAUGCACUAGAAGAGCUAUUUGCACUUUGCUUUUCCCCUAUUGGUAGUAGCAAGCCAUUGUGGGAUAUUAUUGCAUAUAUGGUCUCCAAAGUACCGUUGCCUACACCUGGGAAAGAUCGGGUCUUGUUUGCUAUUGACAGUUGCUUGCUUUCUGUGGAGGCUCCCCCGAAAGAUGGUCUACCUCAUGCAGAUAUAUCAUUUCAGCCUUUGGUACAGUGCUUGGAUGUUGACAACUUGAUUAAAUUUUUUACAGCUGUGUUACUUGAAAGGAGGAUUUUGCUUCGAUCUAACAAGUAUUCACUUUUAACUCUAGUCUCAGAGGCCAUAUGCCAUUUGAUUUAUCCAUUUCGGUGGCAGCAUGUCUACAUUCCAUUACUGUUUUUCAGUGGAGUAGACUACAUUGACGCUCCUACACCAUACAUGAUGGGUCUCCAUUCAGGUGUUGAUACAUCAAAUCUUGUUAUGGAUGGUGUAGUUGUUGUGGAUCUUGAGUUUAACCAAAUCACCACGACAGAAGAAAUACCACCAAUUCCCGACCCAGAAUUAAGUUUGUUGCGUGGUGAAAUACUGAAAUUGUUGUAUCCAAAUGUGGUGGGUAUAGAUCAGAUGAAGGCUGAUUUAUGUGGUUCAUCAGAUCAAAAUUUUAAAAUCAGCAACAAGCCUUGGGGAGAGGAUCAUGACCUUCAGCUUAGGUUCAUAUUCCUAAAGUUCUUUGCUUCAAUCUUAGGUGGCUACCGCAAUUUCAUAGAAAACAAUGCCACUCAGGCCUUCAACACUCAGGCAUUUUUGAAGAAGCGGUCUCGGUCAACCAAUCAGCCACCAGAGCCUGUGAUAGCACAAUUUCUAGAUUCUCACGGUUUCUUGGAUUAUCUGGAGAGAGGUAUAGGUUCAGAUGAGAACAAUAAUAACCUUCUUGACAAAUUACAAGAUGCCAUAGGAAGAGGUCAAAAUCCUCUUUCGAUUAUUUCUUCCACAAUGGUGGAGCCUGAAAUCAUAACAAUAUCAGAUCCAGAUGUUGGAGUAUCAGGAUCAGGUGCCAAGUAUAGCUAUGACAGGUUCCCUUCAACUGUUAGAACAGAAGAGGAAGAAGAAAAGAGAAAGCAGAUUCUUGCUGCAGCGAAUGGGGCUUUUGAAUAUUCAGGAAGGCAAACUCCAAGUUCACCUUCUGUAAGUUCAUUGGAGAGAGCUGCAGAAAGAGAGCGCAUGGUUUUGGACAUUAAAGUUAAGUUGCAGGGAUUAUGGCUACGUCUUUUGAAAUUGGGAGCAACAGAGGAUCCGCUUUCAUCAUUUGAAUAUGGCACAAUUCUGGCUUUGAUUGAGUCUGAUGCAGAGGGAAUUGGUGGUAGUGGUUUUGUUGAGUGCAUAAGGGAGCACAUAAAUUCAGGAUGGCAUGGUCAGUUGACUGAAGAACAGUUUAUAGCAGUGAAAGAAUUGCUCAAAACAGCAAUCAGUCGAGCAACUUCUCGAAAUGAUGUUUCGACUAUUAGAGAUGCCCUGGAAGUGUCUGCUGAGAUGUAUAAGAAAGAUGCCAAUAAUGUUCCAGACUAUGUCCAGCGUCAUCUUAUUUCUCUGUCUAUAUGGGAGGAGUUACGGUUUUGGGAAGGAUACUUUGACUAUCUUAUGGAGCAGUCUUCAAACAAAUCUGCCAAUUAUGCAACUAUGGUGACAGCACAGCUAAUUGUAUUGGCUUCGCACAUGGCGGGCCUGGGACUUGCUGAUAAUGAUGGCUGGUACAUGAUUGAAACUAUAGCAGAGAGAUACAAUAUUGGAUAUAAGUUGCUCAUAAAACUUAGAGGACUUUUGUCACAUAUCCAGCAACUUCGUAUCAAUUACUGGGGCAUCUCAUCUGUGAAGUCACAAUCACUAUUGCCUCCUGGAUUGUCAUCCCCGCGCCCAAAGGAUGCCGCAGAUGAGAAUCAACAACCUGCAGAGGCUUCUGGUGUUGGAAGGAGCUGGGUGCAGAGCAUGUUCAGCAGGGAUACAGCAUCAAGAGCAAACUCUUUUAGUCGUGUUCGUAAAUCUACUUCUGAUGGUGGGGCUUCAGAGAAUGGGAAUCCGAGCAAACAAGAUUUGUCUGCUGCUGGGCAGAAGAAAAUGCAAACCAAUGUUCGCAUAUUGAGGGGUCAUACUGGUGCUGUUACUGCUUUGCAUUGUGUAACAAGAAGAGAGGUGUGGGAUCUGGUGGGUGAUCGUGAAGAUGCAGGUUUCUUUAUUAGUGGGAGCACUGACUGUUCGGUUAAAAUUUGGGAUCCUAGUCUUCGCGGUUCUGAACUUCGCACAACCUUGAAAGGACAUACAAGAACCAUCCGUGCCAUUAGUUCUGACAGAGGAAAAGUUGUAUCUGGUUCUGACGAUCAGUCUGUUAUUGUAUGGGACAAGCAAACAUCCCAGUUACUAGAGGAGCUAAAGGGUCAUGAUGCACAGGUCAGCUGUGUGCAGAUGCUGUCAGGUGAACGUGUCCUAACAUCUGCUCAUGAUGGAACUGUGAAGAUGUGGGAUGUCCGAACUGAUACUUGUGUGGCAACAGUUGGUCGCUGUUCUAGUGCAGUUUUAUGCAUGGAGUAUGAUGACUCCACUGGCAUCUUGGCUGCUGCUGGCAGAGAUGCGGUAGCAAACAUCUGGGACAUCCGUGCUGGUAGGCAGAUGCACAAGCUUCUAGGGCAUACAAAGUGGAUACGGUCAAUUAGAAUGGAUGGGGACACUAUGGUCACGGGUAGUGAUGAUUGGACUGCUAGAGUUUGGUCUGUUUCCCGGGGAACAUGUGAUGCUGUUCUUGCCUGUCAUGCUGGCCCACUGCUUUGUGUCGAAUAUUCAGCAUCAGACAAAGGAAUAAUAACUGGUUCGGCGGAUGGGCUGCUCCGAUUUUGGGAAAAUGAGGAGGGGGGUAUAAAAUGCGUGAAGAAUGUAACUAUUCAUAGUGCUGCUAUCUUAUCUAUAAAUGCUGGAGACCACUGGCUAGGAAUUGGAGCAGCUGACAAUUCUAUGUCUCUCUUCCAUCGGCCUCAAGAGAGACUUGGUAGCUUCUCUAACACUGGAUCAAAAAUGUCUGGGUGGCAACUUUAUCGGACCCCACAAAAGACCAGUGCUGUGGUGAGAUGUGUGGCUUCAGACCUGGAAAGGAAAAGGAUAUGCAGUGGCGGCCGUAAUGGAAUUCUUAGGCUUUGGGAAGCGACGAUCAACAUCUAAGUUUCUUCCCAUAUUUGUGUGUUUGUGACUGCCUGAUUGUUAGAGGUAAUGAAAGCAGAGGCUGUGAUGGCCACGGUCAAACCUUUUGCAAGAAAAGUUUUCUUGGCUGAUCUUCCGGCUUGUACCUGUGUUCAUUUGUAAUCAUAUCAUGUAUGAGUUUUUUUUAUUGAUCCUUGUUUGGUCUCUGGGCGGCUGUCUUGAUUUGUUUGGUUCGUCAAUGCAUGCCAAAGGUGUCUGUACUUCCAACAGUUUUGUACAUAAAUUCCUGCUAGAAAAAUUUUUGUUUGAUGUUUAUUAUA